ACCAAGAUGCCAAGCCAUCAGAUGGUAUUUUAGCCACUUCCAUUGCUGUUCCAGUUGAUGCUAACUUGGCCAAUAUAGAGCAGCAAAAAGAGUUAUUGAAGGAUCAAACAACAAAUAUCACUCUUAAUAAUGAUAUAUUGCCCACACUAAGCGGGGAUUUAGUAAAAGAUUUAGAGGUAGAGGAGAAAAGUAGAGAGGAGGCUGGCAGGAAACCAGCAGAGGCUUUGGACAUUCAAACACAGACUGUGACUGUUUGUGAAUUGCCCAAGAAUGCUGAAAAUCAGCUGGACAAAGAGCCUCUUUUACUGGCAGAAGAAUUGGAAAGACAGAAGAAAGACUCAAAAUCAAAUGAAAAGCUUAACGACACAGCGGUGGAAAGCACUGACUCACAGGACAGUUGCAAAAAGGAGCUAAAGGGUAUAACUAUCGAGGAUGAAGCAGAAGAAAGAAAGAAAGAAAUUACAAAAACAAAGAAGCCAAAAGAAAUAUCAUCAAGGGAGAAAAGUUCACAGCCUGACUCGGAGGAGGGACCACUGACAGAAGUUACGGAAGCCCUGGAAGAGAUGAAGACAGAGCCAGAGCAAGCAAGAAGUGCACUCCAUGAAAAUACAGCCAGUGUGGUUGAUACAGAGCAGGAACAUAAGAUCAUCUUAAAAGAAAAAGCAAAUAGUGGUGAUAAGGAAACAGAUCAGCAGCUGAAGACACAAACUGUGAGAAAUGAACUGGAACCCAAAGUACUUCUUACCAAAGAUGAAGAGAUCAGGGAUAAGGAAGCAAAUCAGGGUGAAAAACACUCUGACGUUGAAAAGAAAAUUCCAACGCCAAAACUAAAAGCUUUAAGCACUAAAACUACUAGUACUAAAGAAAAGAGUAAAACAAAGGACUUACUGAUGAAGAACUUACCUAAUGCGAUUUCUAAUGACACUGUUGCCUCAGAAGUUAGGAGCCACAAGGAACAGAAAACUUUGAUUGCAAGAGACCAGGAUGAUAACAUUAAAAAGAGGAAAUCAGAGGAUAAUGCUCAUAGUUCAGCAGAAUCCAAAUGUCCAAAUGCUGACAUAGAACAGAAACCUGUGACAGAAAAAGCUCCAGAGAAGACAACCGAAAGCCAGGUUUUAGAGAUGGUAACACCUCAAGAUCUAAAAGCAGUAAGCAGUGAAACCCAGAGUGCUGAUUGUGCUAAAGAGGAGACUGAAACAAAGGAUUUAUCAGCAACUGCAAACACUCCCUAUGAAGUUAGCAACCAACAGGAUCAGAAGUCUGUAAUCGUUGGCACCAAAACUCAGAUUGCAGAAGGAGCUGAAGAGAAGACUGAAACAAAGGAUUCAUCAGUAAAGAGUUUGGUGAAUGAGGCUGCAAUUAUUAAUGUUAACAGUAAAGUUAGCAUCCAACAAGACCGGCCGACCAUAAUUGUCAAAGAUCAACAUGAGGACAUAAGCGAACAAGAUACAAGCAAAUCAAAAGACUCCAUACGUCCAAAAACUGGCCAAAAACUGGAACCAGAAAGAACAGAAGCUCCAGAGAAGAUCUCAGAAAGCCAAUUUCAAGAACCAAAGGUUGUGAGCACCAAAACACAGAGUGCAGAGGGAGCUAAAGAGAAGACUGAAACAAAGGAUUCAUCAGUAAAGAGUUCAGUGAAUGAGGCUGCAAUUAUUAAUGUUAACAGUAAAGUUAGCAUCCAACAAGACCAGCCAACCAUAAUUGUCAAAGAUCAACAUGAGGACAUAAGCGAACAAGAUACAAGCAAAUCAAAAGACUCCAUACGUCCAAAAACUGGCCAAAAACUGGAACCAGAAAGAACAGAAGCUCCAGAGAAGAUCUCAGAAAGCCAAUUUCAAGAACCAAAGGUUGUGAGCACCAAAACACAGAGUGCAGAGGGAGCUGAAGAGAAGACUGAAACAAAGGAUUCAUCAGUAAAGAGUUCAGUGAAUGAGGCUGCAAUUAUUAAUGUUAACAGUAAAGUUAGCAUCCAACAAGACCGGCCGACCAUAAUUGUCAAAGAUCAACAUGAGGACAUAAGCGAACAAGAUACAAGCAAAUCAAAAGACUCCAUACGUCCAAAAACUGGCCAAAAACUGGAACCAGAAAGAACAGAAGCUCCAGAGAAGAUCUCAGAAAGCCAAUUUCAAGAACCAAAGGUUGUGAGCACCAAAACACAGAGUGCAGAGGGAGCUAAAGAGAAGACUGAAACAAAGGAUUCAUCAGUUAAGAGCUUGGUGAAUGAGACAGCAAUGAAAACAGAAGCUCCAAAGAAGAUAUCAGAAAGCCAAGUUCAAGAACUGCAAGUUAUAGCCACCAACAGUCUGAGUGCUGAUGGAGCUAAAGAGAAGACUGAAACAAAGGAUCCACCAAUAAAGAGUCUGGUGAAUGAGAUUGUAAUUGAGAAUGCUAACUCUGAAGUUAGCACCCAAAAGGACCUGAAGCUCUCAAUCAGAGAUGAACAUGUGAAAACAGUGGAAAACACAGAUCAAUCCACAGAUUGCGAAGUCCCAAAUGCUAACCAAGUUGUUUUCACAACUGAAAAGGCAGCGAGUAAGGCUAAUAAGAAACAGAAGAAAAGAAAAGAAAUUAAAGAGGGCGUUGAUGUUGAAAACAAAUUGACAAAGGAGGAUCAGCCGAUGACGAAAUCAAAGGUAGAUGCCAGGCAAGAGUCAGAAUGCAUUUUUGUAAAAGAUGCAUCAAGCAAGAAAAGUGGUGGAGAACAAAAGAAGCCCACUCUUGUUCCAGAUAAAGCACUUAAUAGCACUGAUGAUCAGACGAAUGCUGAUGACACCAAAGAAAAAAACAAAACAGAUAGCAGUUUGAAACAGGAACUGACGGCUUUAAGAGAAGAGAAAAGCAGAAACCUCAGUGAACCACAAAAGCCUGCAAAGCCAACACUCAGUGGCAGAUUGUCUGUUUCUACGUCAGCUGAACAACCUGCAACAUCUAAAAGUCUUCAGCUGAAUAAGGACUCUCCAUCUAGCUGGUUAGAUGUGGAGCAUCAAAAACAGAAGAAGGAACAUAAAAGGAAAAAACUAAAAGCCUCAGUCAGUGAAGAUGAGGCUGUUGAGCCUGAUGACUUUGAUGAUUUCAUCAGGAGCAUUAAGGAGGGCAGCAUUCCCUUCACAAUACCACCAAAGAGGCAUAUUCGUAAUAAGUCCCUUUCUCCACCUUUUGCCAUGCCGGCCAUAAAGGAGGACCAUUUUGAGAAAACAUUUGAUCCAAAAGAAUUCCAGUUCGGCUUAAGAAAUUAUGACAAAUGUUUUAGGGAUCCUUCCCCAGCUAUGGUGAUUAAACAAAAAGCUGCUAAUAGGAGAGGACGGACCCUGGAAAAAAGCGCACAAGAUACUGCCAUGGACACUUCUAGAGACCAAAUGAAAUCACUUGAGGAGGUGGAAGGAAAGAAUGGAGUCAAUGAGGGGACAAAUACUGAGGGAGGCAAAGAAGAGGGAGAAAACAAUAGAGAAGAGCCUAGGAAGCUGACGUCAAGACUUGAAAGGAUGUCCAUCCUCUCCAGCUUACUGAGUUCCCCCCGGGGCUCCAGGAAAACAAAAGAGGAAGCUGCCUCCACCUCAAAGAGCACACUGUCUAACCAACAACAGGGCUCGCUCUCGCUUAGAAAGCAGGGAGUUGUUGAUUCACCUCUGCCUGCAGUUGAAGCAGAUAAGAAGGGUCUGAAGGGUGUAGCUCAAGGCCCACUUGUAGGUGGUGGUGUAAGUACAGUUAGUGAGUCAGCACUCAACCCCUCCUCUCCUCCUCCUCCUGCUCCUCUGCCACUCCCAGAGAUAAAGCUGCCUGAUCAUUUAGAGAAAUACCUCAAGAAGAACAAAUCCUUUUCUGAGACCUCCCAGGGCUCUACACAGAUGACUAAAACUAACCUGAGUCCCGAGGGUACUGUGAUGGACCAGGCCUCGGGUUUGGGAGUACCUAAUGUUGGCCUGAAGGGCCCUGAAGAACCACCUCCAACCCGAAACGACAGCCAGCAGACUUCUCGAAAUGGACUUACUACUUCUAAGACUAAGAUACCAGUAGUAAGAGGGUUCCACAAAAGGCCUGGAAAGAUGGUCAUUCACGAGCAUGCUCAGUUUGGAGGUCAGCCGUUUGAGCUCCAUUGUGAUUUAGAGGAUGCCACCACAAUGAAGCUGUCCCCUGUCAUCUCAGUCAGAGUAAUCAGAGGAUGCUGGCUCCUCUUUGAAAAACCAGGCUUCCAGGGUCGUAUCAUCGCCCUGGAGGAAGGUCCAACAGACCACAUAGUGAACAUGUGGGCAGAGGAGGGAACUCCAACGGCACUGGACCAGAUGGGUCAGCCUGUACCAACAGCACCUAUGGUCAUAGGUUCUGUUCGAUUGGCAGUUAGAGACUACAGCAUACCCAGAAUCGACCUGUUUGCAGAGGUCAAUGGGAUGGGGAGGAUGUCAUCGCACUGUGACGAGGCUGUAGAGAUUGGUUCCUACGGGAUUCCACAGACCACCGGCUCCAUCAAGGUUCAUUCAGGAGUCUGGCUGGUGUACACCGAUCCAGGGUUUGGGGGUUUUGUUGAAGUGCUGGAGGAGGGGGAGUACCCCUGCCCAGAGAACUGGGGUUUCCCUGAGCCCUUCAUCGGUUCUAUCAGACCCCUCCGAUUGGGACCAAUAAGGGUGGAGCAUCCUCACGAUUUCAAGGCCUUAGUGUUUGACAAACCCAACUUUGAAGGACAGUGCACAGAGGUGGACAGUGAUGUGUACAACUUUCAAGAAGAAGUGGAAGAGGAGCAAACAGGCAAACCAGACGAGAACAAGAAGACGGUGUCUACAGUGGGGUCUAUAAAGAUACUAGGUGGUCUCUGGGUGGGCUAUCAAGAGGCAGAUUUUGAAGGCCAGCAGUACAUCCUGGAGGAGGGGGAGUAUCCUCACUGCAGUGACUGGGGAGGGUCUGAGGAUGGACUGCUGUCACUUCGUCCUAUAGGCCCAGAUUUCCAAUCCCCUCACGCAAAACUGUUCAGUGAGCGGCACUUCGAUGAACUGGGGCUGAAUGUGGACCUGCUGGGUCCCGUCCCCAACAUGGAGGACCUCAGCCACGGCAGCAAAACUCAGUCUGUCAACGUCAUGGGUGGAGUGUGGGUGGGGUUUGAGAAGCCUGGAUUCAGUGGAGAGCUCUACGUCCUGGAGAGAGGCCUGUAUGCAGGCCCAGAGGACUGGGGAGCCCCGGACUUCAAGAUCUCAUCCAUACAGCCGGUCUUCCAUGACGCCUUGAUGGGAACACCAAAAUUCAAGAUGCAGCUGUAUUCUGAGCCAGACUUCCAGGGAAGGCUGGUGGCUCUGGAGGACAGCGCAGCAGCUCUGGAUGAGGACUUUAUACCCAAGUCCUGUAAGGUGCUGGCUGGCAGCUGGGUGGCAUAUGAAGGAGCUCAGUUCACAGACAACAUGUAUGUGUUGGAGGAGGGGGACUACCCCAACACGGAGGCCAUGGGCUGCCUGUCCUCAGACACUACCAUUCGCUCCAUACAGACCACUGGACACGAGUUGUCUCUGCCCUCCAUCAUCUUGUUCAGUAAGGCGGGCUGUAGAGGACGCAGAGUGCCGAUGACGGGUGGAGCUGUGAACCUGCAGCAGGCCGGCCUGGACACACGCAUCCCCUCCGUGGUGGUGGAGGGGGGAUUGUGGGUGUUGUAUGAAGGCAGUAACUACCGCGGCCGACAGCUGCUUCUCCAGCCAAGUGAAGUGGCUGAUCUGUGGAAGUCUAGUGGCAUGCAGCAUAUAGGAUCGCUACGUCCAUUACUCCAGAAGCAGACGUACGUCCGUCUUCGGAACACAGAGACAGGAAGUGUGAUGUCCCUGACAGGAAGUUUGGAGGACAUCACGCUGAUGAGGGUUCAGGCUGUGGAGGAGACGGGGGGGUUAGAGCAGGUCUGGCUCUAUCGGGACGGGCAGCUCACCUGCAAGCUGGUCGAGGACUGUUGCCUGGAGACCUCGGGCAGUAUGGUGAUGGAGGGCAGCAGGCUUCGAGUGACCGCGGAGCGAGGCAAUGGCAACCACCUGUGGAACAUCACCCCAGAUGGCCGCGUGCACUGCCACCUCAAACCUGACCUGGUCCUGGAGGUCAAAGGUGGUCCUCAGUAUGACAAGAACCAGGUGAUCCUCAACACAUGUGACGAGAGAAAAUGUAACCAGAGGUGGACCGUGGAUAUCCUGUGAUCUCACCAGACUCACCACCUCGCUCUGAACCCUGUGAUGCAGCUCCACUGUGGGACUCACGCCACAGACACAGAGCCAGUCGGGGUGUUUUUAUGCAGACAUCUUUUUUUGUAGUAUUUUGACUCUUGUUUACUCUUGUUGAGGAGGGUAACCACUAACUGGAUCAACAUUAGAACUAUUCUUAUAGUUAAUGAAUGAGCAGUGUAAACAUUAUUGCUCUAUUUCUGCCACUUUAUUUUGAACACUGUACACAAAGACUCCAUGCACCCCUCUGUGUUUCCACUGCUUGUAGUGAGAACUUGCCCUGUUUCAAUGCUGCAUACCUCUUCACUUCACGGUUCUUUUCUACUGCAGGUUCCAAUGUUCCAAUGAACAUAAUGUUGGCAAAUAUGAAUGUAUGGAUAUGUUGACAGCUGCAAUAUGAAGUCCGAUGUGCCUACAAUUAUGUAGAUGUUUUCUUUUAGUUAGAACUGUGGAUAAAAAAUUAUCUAUUGUCAAAUUUGAAUAUCUUUCAAACUUGACGGGUUUAUACAUUUUUACACACACUGUACUUUACUGCAUUAGGUUGUACAUAAGCCUUCAGUGUAUAGAUUUGAAUUUGAAUUUUAAAACAGAACUGCAAUAACAAUGUUGCCCACUGUGGAUUGUAAAUAUUUGAAUGUAUAUGAGAAAACUGUUACACAUGAAAAAAAGAAUGCCAUUUUCUGAUUCUGUCUUUUUUCUAGAAAAUAAAACA
This is a messenger RNA of Anoplopoma fimbria (sablefish), 6891 nucleotides long. It is a transcript of the gene crybg1a, whose product is annotated as crystallin beta-gamma domain containing 1a. The record is from RefSeq and is a predicted model, not a curated record. Lineage: Eukaryota; Metazoa; Chordata; Actinopteri; Perciformes; Anoplopomatidae. The transcript has 19 exons. The coding region runs from base 564 to 6155 and encodes 1863 amino acids.